CAUACUCCAUUUUUCCGGCGCUGAAUAUCUCUUCCGGUUUUUCGUGCGUUAACCUCCCAUCGUAGGAGUGAAGGCAAGAUGAAGUUAAACAAGCUCGUAACCUCCUCAAGAAGGAAAAAUCGUAAACGCCACUUCACAGCACCUUCCCACAUCAGACGUCGGCUCAUGUCCGCACCCCUGUCCAAGGAAUUGCGUCAAAAAUAUAAUGUCCGUUCCAUGCCAAUCCGCAAGGACGAUGAAGUGCAAGUUGUAAGAGGCCACUACAAGGGUCAACAGAUUGGAAAAGUCAUCCAGGUGUACAGAAAGAAAUUCGUCAUCUACAUCGAGAGAAUCCAGAGGGAAAAAGCUAACAGUGCCAGUGUAUAUGUCGGCAUUGACCCCUCAAAGACUGUCAUUGUCAAAUUGAAGAUGGACAAGGACCGUAAGAAGAUCAUCGACAGACGAAGCAAGGGACGUGCAGCUGCCCUCGGUAAAGACAAAGGAAAGUACACCGAGGAGACCACGUCUGCUAUGGAAACAUCGUAAAUCUGAGUGUUCUUCUCCUACGUAUAAUAAAAAAAACCAUAAAAUUUUCA
Diachasma alloeum is the source of this 575-nucleotide messenger RNA. It is a transcript of the gene RpL26, whose product is annotated as 60S ribosomal protein L26. Gene Ontology annotation, molecular function: RNA binding; structural constituent of ribosome. NCBI's taxonomy places the organism in Eukaryota, Metazoa, Arthropoda, Insecta, Hymenoptera, Braconidae. The transcript is spliced from 4 exons. Gene Ontology annotation, biological process: cytoplasmic translation; ribosomal large subunit biogenesis. Bases 79 to 525 code for a protein of 148 amino acids. Gene Ontology annotation, cellular component: ribosome; cytosolic large ribosomal subunit. The record is from RefSeq and is a predicted model, not a curated record.